UUGCGUCCUUCGUGAGAUUCACACUGUCAGAAGGAGAUUGUGAGGACUGUAACGAGCUCUGCGCGACUGCUCUGACAUUCUUGCUUGAGAAUUCGAGAUGGCCCGAUCGGUGGUCGUAACGAGGACUCUGGACUCGGCACGAUGUGCUGCAACGAGCUUGAAGAAGGCGGUGGUCUGGGAGCCUCGAGCGAGAGAGACGAAGAAGGAGAAGGAGGAGAACCCGAAGAGAGCGGAAGAGAGCAGAAGAAGAUGGAUUCUGAUGUACACCCUCGCACACGAGGUGCUCAUGUACGACUCACACACGAACUCGUUUUACGAGCCGGCGCACAAUGCUCUGAGGAAUAUCCAGAGGGAGCUCGGAUCGCAGUACCGCCUCAACCUGGCAGAAGAAAGCGCAAGUGGGCUCAUCUUCUGCUACGGUGUGAGACCGACGAGCCGACAUCGCUCGAUGACAUUCGGCCUGCAGAUCUGGGCCUGCAACCCUGUCACUGGAAAGGUCCACAAACUGCCUCCUUAUGUCGAUCUGGAGAGCGGCAAGCACGAGAUCCAUCUGACUCCGGUCCAGGUCCAGGUGCACGACGUGUCUGCCGGGUCCUACCAUUUGUAUGUCACCACGACACCUGCUCGUGCGCCGCCUCCCGGCGCAUCGGCGGAGAUGAAGAUUUACAGGUACUCGUCUGAGGUACGGGACUGGACUCGGCUCAGAUGUCCCUUCCCGGUGAAGAUGAGGAUCGCCAGCAGCACGGCGCUGGAGAGAUUCCAGCACGCGAGUGCGAGCCUGAGCAUGUCGGAGGCCAUUUCUAGCACCUCGUGGCGGCGGGCGACGACGAGAGUGCAAGCGCUCCGUCGGUGCGGCGGCGGACGGGACGAUGAGAGCAGUCUGAUCAGAGGAGCUUCGUGGACCGAAGCGUUCAAGAGAAACGGAGAGCUGCUCCUCGUCGUCGUGGAGAGAGACGACGAGGACCUCCACUGCCUUGGAUGCAGCAUUUACUCGUUGCCCUCUCUGAACUUGGAUGACCCGUCGAAGUCCUCGUCCAAUUCGCCCCUUCUUCGCCGGCGACAACAACAACAAUCAGCCCGCAAAGGACUCAACCACGCAUCCAAACCUGCAGCAGCUCCAUGGAAGCAGGAAUCUCACUCGGAGACGAAGAAUCCACCGCUCUCCUUGACUAAGCUGGCAUCCAUGCCUGCAGACAUGUUUCUGAGACUGCACGGUAAUCCACCUCAAGAAUGCACGAAAGAUGAAGCCAGAUCCAGCCAAUUCGACGUUUGCAGAACCUCCAGCAACAGCGGCAAUCGUCGAACACCAUCACAGCAGUCGACGGCUUCCGAAAAAACAGAAGAGGGAAGCUGCAGGAGUUUUCUACGUGUCUUUGCUGAUUCCAGCGACGAUCAUUUGCUGUUCUUCAGUGUCCUUACCGGAGAGAUUGCUCGAUUCUCCCUCGGAAGUAAAGAGUGGACUUCAUCAUCCAUGCACGACACAACAACAACGACGGCAAGUGAUACACACGAUGGACGCUCUGGGAGAUUGGGUCCGUCUAUCCAGCAGCUGAACCACUUCCGAGCAGACUGGAUGAAACUCGUCCAUGUCACAGGACUGAUCGAUUUUCGAGGAAUUGUAUUCGACCCUCGGCCUGGCAUGAAUCCGCAGUAAAUGUCGGGUAUCAACCAUUCUCCUGAUUUUUCAAUUCAGGUGACCAAAUUCCAGUUCCAAACUCAGAGUCAUGGAACCUGACAGCGACACAUUGAUCUACGUUCGUUCCUCUGAUGCUUGGGAGAACCUACUAUCGAUCAAUCCUGUGGUGUAUUUUGAAGUAAAUCGGUAUCUCGAUCGAUCAGAUAGACCGUAUCGACACUAGGAGUGAUUCAAUAAAGUACAGACAAGAAAGGUGAUCAUUUGUGUCAACAGAUUAUUUCCAGGUCCUAGCACCUGGAGUCCAAUAGAAGUAUUCGUCCCACCUUCCCAAAGGUUGAAGUCGGUGUGACUAAAUUUUAACUACAAGGAGUAAAUCGAUGGUCUGCAAAAGA
This is a messenger RNA of Marchantia polymorpha subsp. ruderalis, 2028 nucleotides long. NCBI's taxonomy places the organism in Eukaryota, Viridiplantae, Streptophyta, Marchantiopsida, Marchantiales, Marchantiaceae. The record is from the annotation of a GenBank genome assembly.